Messenger RNA from Eurytemora carolleeae, 1448 nucleotides. RefSeq lists its product as uncharacterized. Bases 146 to 1393 code for a protein of 415 amino acids. NCBI's taxonomy places the organism in Eukaryota, Metazoa, Arthropoda, Copepoda, Calanoida, Temoridae. The transcript has 8 exons. The record is from RefSeq and is a predicted model, not a curated record.
UUAUUUGAUACUUCUAUGUAAAUACUUCUCACAUCUUCAGGAGAUUUAUUUGAUAACGUUUCAGAAGCCAAAAAUCGGUUUCAAAUGAUAAAGAGAUUAGGAAAAAGAAAUUGCACGUUAAGAAGACAUUUUGGUUGCAAACACCAUGAAGAAAUUUACAAAGCUUGGCCUGGUUCUGAUUGCUGUUCUAUCCUUCCUAUGUUUCCUAGUUUACAAGCUGCGCUAUGAUCGUCUCUACAACGUGAUGCAGGUUCUAGAAGUAUUUGGGUCUCCGCCUCAACCCUCUAAGUGUUUGGAUCCUGAUUCUUUAGAUAUUCUCAUCCCAACCCUCCCUGCUCCGUCCUGGAAGAGUAUUGGGACGGAUGUGUACGGAUACAGCGCACACUGCUCUGGGGUACCCGGAGAAACUGCUCUUUGCUCUCUAGUCUCAGUUCUUGCAGUUAUGAAGGGCAAGGUUGAGUUUUCAGGCUUCUCAUGCAAACUUUGGUAUGAAGGAUCAAUGAACCCUAUCCCUGGAACCUUCUCCUACAGGACGGAGAAGGAGGAUACGGAGUUCUCCGUCCUAACCCUGUCUUGUGAAACCAAGUUUCCAACUAAGGUUCCCUAUGGUGUAUCCAUACUUGAAGCUAAUUCUCAUGAGAACUUAAAUGAGAUUAUACCAGUGUAUCCAGUGGUCUCAGCCACCGAUCCGAAGAUAAACCUUCAGGUCUGUGUUCUGCCUCCGACACAUUCGGAGGACCAUGCUCCGGCCUUGAAGGAGUCAAUCCUGUUUCAUACUCUACUCGGAGUUUCUAGUUUCAUUCUCUUCUCUCCAGCUUUUCCGCAUUCUUUCAUUCUUCUAGCUAAUAAACUUCAAGCUCAACUUAAUAUUAAGAUCCAAAUGUAUCCCUGGAAUCCUCCACUAGGAUUAACCUCUAGCCUGGAGAACCAUCUCGUCACAACCUCCUGCUUCCAGCACAGCAGGUACUCGGAGAACUACGUCCUUCUCCAGGAUAACCAGAUACUUAUGCCUAGGAUAGGAGAAAAUAUAACUAAGGUUAUCUUGGAGUCUAAACUAGAUACCGGGCCCAACCCUCUCUCCGUCCGAAGAUUCUGCUCCGAAUAUCCGAAUGAUAAGAAAUCUGCCAACCUUGCUCAACCCAUCUCCGUCCUACAAUCAACCUACUUCAACAAACAGCUGAGUGACGGGGUUCAGACCAAUAUCUUUCAUUCUGGAGCCGGCCAAACCUUACCUGCCUUCCUCUCCGGGGAGGUGUUUGUAAACGAGUACGGUCCUUGUGAUAAAUAUGAUUUUAGUGAGACGGAUCAUACCGCAGGAUAUGAUCAAACCGCUCUCAAGUUUUCUCAUUCUAUUAAAGAUUUGUUUAAAAGAUUUAAUUCUCCUCUGCUUUAGAUAAAAUGUUGUGAUUCAAGAGAAGUAAAUAAAGUUAUUUAUUGUUAUGUUAAAA